AUGCAUUCCUCUAUUUUCCUCAUCACCUCCGUUCUGGCCGUCUUCGCUCAGGCUGCUCCCCAAGCUACCCCUUCUUCUGGAAUAUCCGCUGAGAUUCACUCCUUUGAUCAAGAGAGCUACACACGCGCCGAGAUUACCGGCAGCAUUAGACUCUCAGCCAAGGAUACAUUCAAUUGA
This is a messenger RNA of Fusarium coffeatum, 177 nucleotides long. RefSeq lists its product as uncharacterized. Bases 1 to 177 code for a protein of 58 amino acids. The transcript has 2 exons. NCBI's taxonomy places the organism in Eukaryota, Fungi, Ascomycota, Sordariomycetes, Hypocreales, Nectriaceae. The record is from RefSeq and is a predicted model, not a curated record.